AUGGCAUUGCGGCACCUGCAGUCCGCCGCCGCCUCGUCUGCAUCGACGCUCCGGCUAGCCGGCUGCGGCAGCAGGCGCCGACUGCUGACCACGCUGCCGGAGCCGCGGCCAUGGAAACGGAAAGUUUUCCGCAGUGGCCUCGGCUUCCUGCCCAGAGAACGCAGCCUGGCCACGGCCUUUGGCUACGGCCCAGACGACGAAGGUGCCCGUGACGCCCUCGAUGGCCUGCCGAAUGCUCGAUACCCCUCUCUCUACCCCUUACCCCUCGCGGGCCCCCAGCCACGGCCGCUGUGGGAAAUCCGGCCGCACAACGAGUCCUCGCCGCUCGUCGUGUCCGAAGACGACGGACCGACGGCAGUGCGGCAGAAGAUCAACGCCCGUGGAAUUCCCGGCGAUGUCGACGAGAUGCUUUCCGUGGUCGAUGCCUGUCUGCAGGUUGGUAAGUUGGAGCGGGCGGCCCUCGUGCUCAAGCGGCUCAGCCGCCCCGAGUUUGCCGCUGUCGUCGACAUUGUCGACCUGCACAACCGCUACCUGCGUGCCUUGCUAGACCGGCUGACGGCCAGCCCCGACACAGCCGCGGCCGAGGAGCUGCACAAGUGGUACGAGAUCGAGAUUCGCGGCAAGCAGGCCCAGCAGACGCCCGAGACCAUUGCCUACAUGCUCAAGGCAUCGCUGCUGACGGCACACGGCGCCCGACGGGACCGCCUGAUCGACCGUUACAUGAGCAUGGCGCCCGGUGACGCCGGACUCGAGGUGCUGUACAUGACCGACAUCCUCAACGACCAGGACCGUGCUGCCAUCACGGACAUCUGCACUACGUACAACCUGGAGGAGCCGCAGGAGAUGACUGACUCUACGCUCUUUGAAGACGCCCUACGGUCCUUCAGCGACGUCGAACCAAAUGCGGCCACGGACACGACUACGGCCGAGGACGCCUUGCUGUCGGACGCGCCCGAGGUGCUGGGCACGCCGCAAAAGGGCAUGGGCCUACGGACGCUGAAGCAGACGCUCAGCCUCUUUUCCGAGAUCCCGCAGGGCCGCGACAUUGCCGGUCUCGGGCUGGCAGAGCGGCGCGAGAUCCAGUCACGGCUGGAGCGGGACUGUGUGACGGCGGCGGUGGAGCGGUGGCGCGACGAGAACGAGGAGCUGCUCAAGAUCGGCAUGAACACGUCUCUGACGACGGCCUCGCUCAACUCGCGGCUAUACGAGUGGCACAAGGACCUGGAGCUGCGACUGGCACAGGAAUUGAAAAAGGUCGAUCUGUCGGAGGCGACCAAGAACAAGAACAAGGAGGACCUGGACCGCUGUCUGUACGGGCCAUUUCUUCAGCAGUCAGCCACGAGCCGGUUGGCAGCCGUGACCAUUGUCAGCACGCUCAGCAGCCUAGCCAUGCAGGGCGUCGACAAGGGCGUCUCCAUCGGCAACGUGAUCACGCAGAUCGCCAAGGUGGCCGAGGAGGACAUCAAGCUGCAGGCCGAGGCCAAACAACAGGCGUCGCACGGCCGCAAGAUGUCGGCCCGCUUGGCAGCCAAGCAGGCAGCCAAGCAGGCGCUGCGCAAGUCGUCGGUGCUGCUCCGGGGGACGAAGUUGGCGACGGCAGCCGAAGCGAAGGAAGAUGAACCGGUCCCGACGCUGGUGGCGGACCGCGAGCCAGCCGCAGGCAAAGAGAUGACAUGGCCGAUCACGAUCAAGGCCAAGGUGGGCGCAGCCCUGCUGUCGAUGCUGCUGGAGACGGCCAAGGUGACGGCGGUGAAGGAACACCCGGAGACGAAGACGCUGAUCUCGCAACAGCAGCCGGCUUUCAGCCGACUCAACCAGCUGAAGCGCGGCAAGAAGGUCGGGAUGCUGAUCGCGAACCCGACGCUGGUGGAGCUGAUGAAGCGGGAGCCGCGGGCCGACUUUCUGGCACGACACCUGCCAAUGGUGGUGGAGCCGGCACCGUGGACGCGAUUCUACAAAGGCGGCUUCCUCGAGUCACCGGCGCCGCUGGUGCGGGUGAAAGACAGCCGCAAAGACCAGAAGAUGUAUGCAGAGGCGGCGAUCCAGCGCGGCGACAUGGACCAGGUGUUGCGUGGGCUGGACGUGCUGGGCCGCACGGCCUGGAAGGUGAAUCGGCCGGUGUUUGCUGUGAUGCUAGAGGCAUGGAAUACGGGCGAGGAGAUUGCAGAGAUCCCACCGCUGACGCCGGACAUUUCGGUGCCGGCCGAGCCAGACUCGUCCGAGGACCCGAUGAAGCGGCGGCAGUGGCUCAAGGCAGUCAAGGCGGCCGAGAACCAGCGAUCAGGACUGCACUCGGUGCGGUGCUUCACCAACUUCCAGAUGGAGAUCGCGCGGGCGUUCCGCGACCAGACCUUUUACUUCCCGCACAACGUGGACUUCCGGGGGCGGGCAUACCCGAUUCCGCCCUACUUCAACCACAUGGGAGCCGACAACGUGCGAGGGCUGCUGACGUUUGCCAAGGGCAAGCAGCUGGGCGAGAGCGGGCUGCGGUGGCUCCAGGUGCACCUGGCCAACGUGUUCGGCUACGACAAAGCGAGCCUGUCGGACCGGGCAGCGUUUGCGAUGGAGAACCUAGACAAGAUUCGGGACUCGGCGACGGCGCCGCUAACAGGACAGCGGUGGUGGCUGGAGGCCGAGGACCCAUGGCAGUGCCUGGCGGCAUGCUUUGAGCUCAAGGCGGCGCUGGACCUGGAGGACCCGACGACAUACGAGUCGCAUCUGCCUGUGCACCAAGAUGGCACGUGCAACGGACUGCAGCACUACGCAGCUCUGGGCGGCGACUCGUGGGGCGCGCGCCAGGUGAAUCUGGAGCCGAGCGACCGGCCGGCAGACGUGUAUUCGGCCGUGGCGGACAUUGUGAAGGAGAGCAUCGCGGAGGACCUGGCGCGUGGCGACGCGAACGCCAAGGCGCUCACCGGGCUGAUCAAGCGCAAGGUGGUCAAGCAGACGGUGAUGACAAACGUCUACGGCGUGACAUUUGCGGGCGCGCGCAAGCAGGUGCUCAAGCAGCUGGACGCGUUGUACCCGACACUGCAGGCCGACAGCGGGAUCCCGACGAUGUUGCUGGCGUCGUACAUUGCGACCAAGAUCUUCAAGGCGCUGUCGACCAUGUUUGGCGGCGCACACGACAUCCAGAGCUGGCUGGGCGAGGUGGGCGGGCGAGUCUGUCGAGCACUGACGCCCGAGCAGAUCGAGACGAUUGUGAGUGGCGAGCCAGAGGUGGAAGAAGAGGUGGAGGUGAAGGGGGCAGAAGUCGGGUCCGAAGCGGACACGGAGACAGCGACAGUGCCCAAGAAGAGAGGACGACCGACAAAGGCGAGCAAAGAAGCGGAAGAGGUGCGGAAGACGCUGAAAGCCCAAAAGGCCCAGGCGGCCAAGGAAGCCAAGGAGGUCAAGGCAGCAGCCAAGGCAGCCAAAGCAGCGCGGACAGCCAGCAGCAAGACGUCGACGAAGCAGGCCAACGACGAGAUCAUGGGCCAGUUCCGAUCGACGCUGGUGUGGACGACACCACUUCGGAUGCCGGUGGUGCAGCCGUACCGCAAGGCGGCGAGCCGGACGAUCGAGACGUGUCUGCAGGACCUGAUCCUGUCGGUGCCGUCGCGGGCAGAUCCGGUGCACAAGCGCAAGCAGCUGCAGGCGUUUCCGCCCAACUUUAUCCACUCGCUGGACGCGAGCCACAUGCUGCUGUCGGCGCUGGAGUGUGACGAGCGCGGACUGGACUUUGCGGCCGUGCACGACUCGUUCUGGACGCACGCGGCCGACGUCGACACGAUGAACCGGGUGCUGCGUGAUGCCUUUGUGCGCAUCCACGGCGAAGAUGUGGUCGGCCGACUGGCUGCCGAGAUGGCCGCCCGCUAUCGUGGCUGCAUGUAUCUGGCGCAGCUGAGCCGUGCGAGCGCCGCAGCCGGCCGCGUGGUGGCGUGGCGCAAGGCCCAGGGCCGUCUGACGCUCCGCGACGAGCUUGUGCUGGAGAAGCGCCGGCUGGACCUGCUGCAGUCGGCCGACGAGGCGGCUGUGGCGCGUGGUCGUGCCAUGGUGACGCCGGCGAGCAUCUACGCGGCCUACGAGGCCGAGGCUGGCGAGGUCGGUGCCGAGGCGGCGAUCGAGGCCGAGGACGUGACCGAGUUCAAUCUGGGCAGCAUUCCGGUGCCGCGGGAAAAGGGGACGAACGGGGUGGUGGAGGAAGAAGGAGAGAUGGAAAUCGAAGGAGAGGUCGAAGCAGACUCGGAAACACACAAUGUGGAAUCGCACCUUGACGCAGACGAAGAAGACGAGGCUGAAGCCGAAACCGAGGCCGAGACGGCAACACGCGAGAGUGCCGGCCUGUUUGAGACUCAGCUCAAGAACCUGGCGCCGAAAAAGGCCAAGAAGACGGCAGCACCGAAAAAGGCACCGGUACAGAUCUGGAUGCCGCUCACCUUUCCGCCGAUCCCAGCCAAGGGCGACUUCGACGUGCGGCGGCUGCGCGACAGCGACUACUUCUUCUCGUGA
Grosmannia clavigera kw1407 is the source of this 4491-nucleotide messenger RNA. RefSeq names its product mitochondrial DNA-directed RNA polymerase. Bases 1 to 4491 code for a protein of 1496 amino acids. Gene Ontology annotation, molecular function: mitochondrial promoter sequence-specific DNA binding; DNA-directed RNA polymerase activity. The record is from RefSeq and is a predicted model, not a curated record. Gene Ontology annotation, biological process: mitochondrial transcription. The transcript has a single exon. NCBI's taxonomy places the organism in Eukaryota, Fungi, Ascomycota, Sordariomycetes, Ophiostomatales, Ophiostomataceae. Gene Ontology annotation, cellular component: mitochondrial DNA-directed RNA polymerase complex.